Messenger RNA from Nerophis lumbriciformis (worm pipefish), 540 nucleotides. Its product is annotated as myocyte-specific enhancer factor 2A-like. Gene Ontology annotation, biological process: cell differentiation; positive regulation of transcription by RNA polymerase II. Gene Ontology annotation, molecular function: histone deacetylase binding; RNA polymerase II cis-regulatory region sequence-specific DNA binding; protein dimerization activity. NCBI's taxonomy places the organism in Eukaryota, Metazoa, Chordata, Actinopteri, Syngnathiformes, Syngnathidae. The record is from RefSeq and is a predicted model, not a curated record.
AUGGGAAGGAAGAAGAUCCAGAUCACAAGAAUCCUGGACCAGAGGAACCGCCAGGUGACCUUCAUGAAGAGGAAGUUUGGGCUGAUGAAGAAGGCGUACGAGUUGAGUGUUCUUUGUGACUGUGACAUCUCCCUCAUCAUCUUCAACACCUCCAACAAACUCUUCCAGUACGCCAGCACUGACAUGGACAAGGUGCUGCUGAAAUACACCGAGUACAACCAGCCUCACGAGAGCAGAACCAACAGCGACAUCGUGGAAGCGUUGCACAAGAAGGAGCAGCGAGGAAGCGACAGCCCAGAAGGCCACGCCCCCUAUGCUGGCCACGCCCCCUCCGCUCUGAGCGCCAACACUGCAGACAAAUAUAAGAUCAACAAGAUGUCCGCAGGUCUCCUGCAGGCCACGCCCACCAACGUGGCCUACAACUCCGCCCCUGCAGGAGGAGGCGGAGCAAACGCCGCAGGUGGAGGAGAAAAAGGAGGCGGGACUUCUCAGCACGCUCACCUGGGGAAGAACUCACCCUGCACAGAUGAGCAGUUCUGA